UCCGCGGAGUACCUCGACCAAACUUCGAGAACGCUCCACUUAUCAUAGCUCGUUCCUGACUAACACUUACAUCUUGCAUUACCGGUAAGUCUCGGUACCUGACCCACGUCAUGGCCGAAGUCGGACAGCAUCAUAGAAAGAAAUGAUAUAAAGUCACAUAACAUCAACUGCGAACGAAAUCAAAACCUCCCAGUAGUAGUGCUUUGUGACCGUACCAACAUCCAAAAUGCCCCUCGUAAAAAUCGACAUAAUAAAAGGUAUCCGCACACCCCAAGAGAUCAAAAAACUAGCCGACGUAAUCCAACAAGUCAUGCUCGAGAAAUUCAACGCUCCGCCACGAGACCGAUAUCAAAUCAUAACGCAACACGAACCCUACGAAAUCAUCUGCGAAGACACAAAUCUCAAUUUCCAGCGAACGGAUAAAUUAGUCUUCAUCCAGAUCUUCCAGCAGGGACGCGAUGCGGAGACGAAGCAAGCAGUGUAUAAGGAGCUGCAGAGGAGGUUGGAGGUCGAUUGUGGGGUGCCGGGGACGGAUUUGAUUAUUUCUUGUUCGAGGAAUGAAAGGGAGGAUUGGAGUUUUGGGAUGGGGAGGGCGCAGUUUUUGACUGGGGAUUUGUGAGGUUGUGGAGGUGACUGAGGAUUGUGUUUAGAGAUGAGAAAGUUGGAGAGUGGUGAUAUGGCUUACCAAUGUCUGUCUUAGGCUUAUGUUCUAAAUUCUUAGAAGUGAGUCUAAGCUUUUGUGA
Messenger RNA from Mollisia scopiformis, 743 nucleotides. RefSeq names its product Tautomerase/MIF. Bases 227 to 619 code for a protein of 130 amino acids. The transcript is spliced from 2 exons. NCBI's taxonomy places the organism in Eukaryota, Fungi, Ascomycota, Leotiomycetes, Helotiales, Mollisiaceae. The record is from RefSeq and is a predicted model, not a curated record.